AUGAAGUUGAUUACAUUGUUCUUGGUUGCCUCCGUGCUGUGCGGACUCACUCUGGCAUCCCUCAACAUCCCAAUCAUUGGAUGGUCCUCCCAAAAUGCCUUUAUAAAGUCAGAGAUCUUUGAUACAUACUCUUCUGAACAGUUCAGAGAGAUGCUGUCCAACUUGGUCAGCGGACAGUCUAGCGAUAUCGUCAAUUCAAUCAAGCCAGAGCUGAUCACCAUCUUUGUCGAGCAACAGCUGCGCACUGAUGAGUUGUCCAGCCUGUUUGACAGCUACAGCAACCAGCCAGCAAGCAAGGUUGCAUCACUCAAGAGCAACAUCGAGGCUGCUCGCACAUCGAUCUUCAUCCCAUACGUCAGCACCUCUGGCUCAUUCCUCUCAUCAGUCCUUUCGACAAUCUCUAUCGAUGGCACCAUCUACGUCGCCACCGAGUCCAACUCUGACUUCCAUGUUAACGGUGCAUCAUACAUCCGUUUGAACCAGAUCAAGGCUACUGCCUCCUCAUCAAUCUCCAACAACAAGGUCGACAUUCUUGUUGUUGUUCUCCCAGAGGACAACCAAAACCAAUACUUUGAGCAGAUCAACAGCGUUGAGGGCAACUCUGUCAACUUCUUCACCGCUGAGAACCCAACUCCACUGGGCUUCACGAUGAAGUUUGAGCAGGAGAAGCAGGCAGUCUACGACGCUGCCGUGUUGGCCGACUCCAACAGCACCACCAACGGCACCAACUCCACUAGCGACUACAUCAACUACUUCCCAGGUCCAGUGUUGGAGGCCUACCUCAUUGUAUUCAUCUUGCUGGUCAUUCUCUUUGCCGGCAUCUGUUGUAUUGCCGACCUGCAAGUGCCCGACAAGUACGAGGCUCCCAAGCAGAAGGUCCUCUAA
Acytostelium subglobosum LB1 is the source of this 885-nucleotide messenger RNA. RefSeq lists its product as hypothetical. The coding region runs from base 1 to 885 and encodes 294 amino acids. Gene Ontology annotation, cellular component: proton-transporting V-type ATPase complex. The transcript has 4 exons. The record is from RefSeq and is a predicted model, not a curated record. NCBI's taxonomy places the organism in Eukaryota, Evosea, Eumycetozoa, Acytosteliales, Acytosteliaceae.